AUGAAAUUAACAUCUGACAAGAAGACCAAGCGUCACAAACAUCGACAUUCGCCUUAUGGCAGUGAAUCAGCAGCAGUGUCUCUUACAAAUGACAACUCAGUAGAAAAUAAAAAGGGAAUCGAGAAUGAGGGCAAGGGGGUGCACAGGGAUGCGUCGCAUGAGAAGAUUAUAAAAUUGAAGAAGCAGACAGAAGAGGGGAUGAGCUCAUCUAGCAAAGAAGGAGGAAAAGGGAAAACAAAAAAGAAGAGAAAGAAUAAAGAGAAAAAGGAAGAUAAGGAAAAGGAAGAAAAGGAAGAAAAAAAAGUGGAAGCGCAGGGAAAGAAAGAGAAGGGAAAGGAAGAAGGAAGGAAGAGGAAGAAGGAAGAGGAUAAAGGGAAGGGAGAGGAUAAAGGGAAGGAAGAGGAUAAAGGGAAGGAAGGGGAUAAAGGGAAGGAAGGGGAUAAAGGGAAGGAAGAGGAUAAAGGGAAGGGAGAGAGAAGGAAAAGGAAAAAGGAAGAAGAGAAAAAAAGGGAAGAAAAGAGAAAGAAGGAAGGAAAGAGAAAGGAGGAAGACAAGAGGAAGAAAGAAAAAGACAAGGAAGUGGAGGCAGGAGGGAGAGGAAAAAAGGAAGAGAGAGAGAAGGGGGAGAAAAGGAAGAGAGAAAAAGAAGAAAAGGGAGUGAAAGAAGGGAGUGAAAAGAAGGAAUCAAAGGAAAAGAAAGUGAAAAUGAAAAGGAAAAGUGAGGAAAAGAAUACGGAUCUGAAUGAAGACAUAAAUGGGGAGAAGGAGAAAGGACAAGAACGUCAUAGGAAGAAACCAAGAGUUGAAUCGAAUAAAACUGAAGAUAACAGAGAAAAAAGGAAAGAGAGGGAACAUAGGAAAGAUAAAAGAGAUAAGAGAAACAAAAAGUACGAAGACAAAGCAAGCAAACUCGACAAAAGCAGUAAUAAAUCUGCCGUCGUAGAUGUGUCGGUUCCGGACAAUAAGGGUGCAGUUGCUCCUAAGAAUCAAACGCGUUCUUUAUCAACAGUGAUGUCACAUUCUACAAUCCUCACCUCACAUUGGCUUGACGCUCAGGUCUUGAAAGAGUUAGGUAUCGAGUACAAGAAGGGAGCCUACACAAAGAAAGAAGAUGCGCUUAUUCUAAAAGCUAUGAACGAAUAUAAGCAGCUUCACCGAUUAAGUGCCGAUGAGCUACAGGGACUAAUAUACGGAAAAAACAAAAGAGAACACAAAGACUUUUGGAAAUGCCUUGCCACUGCUCUUGGUAAUAGGCCUCUCAGGUCAGUCGCACUGCAUGUACAACGAAUGAACCAUCCAUACAGGAAGAUCACUGCCGAUACUAAUUGGACCCCUGAAGAAGACGAACAGCUGAAAAAACUAGUAAUCCAGUAUGGAAAAAAAUGGUCCGAGAUUGGACACCACUUAACGCGAACGGGCAGUCAAUGUCGUGAUAGAUGGCAGGAAUAUAUUAAAUGCGUGGAAUCUAAGAAAUCAGGCCUUUGGUCGGAGGAAGAGGGCGAUCGGUUGUUUACUAUUAUCUCGGAAAUGAUCCGUAAUGGCCAGUCGCCUGAACGGGAUAUUCAAUGGGAAGAUGUUAGUAGUAAGAUGGAUCACACCAGGAGUGCGGAUCAAUGUCGGAAGAAAUGGUUUCGUAAUUUAUAUUAUCGCCUUAAUCCCGGAGAAGAGAGAAAGUGGACAGCCUUCACCAGCUUUCAUUUGUUGAAAAAACUCGACCAGUUGAAAGAAGUUCAUGAAGAUAAGGAUGUUUUAUGGGAUAGUCUUCAGGACGACAGUAUUACCUGGACUGGGGUAAUAAUCCGUGAACAAUGGCAUAGAAUAAAGAGAACGGUCAAAGGUUGGCGAGACCUGACAUUUCGCGAAAUAAAUACUAGAGCUCUAAAACAUUAUUCCAAAUUGAUCUCUGCUGACGAAGAUGAACAGUCAAGAACGACUGGAGCGGAGUCUUCUGAUUAG
Paraglomus brasilianum is the source of this 1956-nucleotide messenger RNA. The record is from the annotation of a GenBank genome assembly. Lineage: Eukaryota; Fungi; Glomeromycota; Glomeromycetes; Paraglomerales; Paraglomeraceae.